Molecule: messenger RNA, 1937 nt
Organism: Brassica napus (rape)
Lineage: Eukaryota; Viridiplantae; Streptophyta; Magnoliopsida; Brassicales; Brassicaceae
Exons: 3
Coding region: 807-1937 (376 amino acids)
Biological process (GO): protein desumoylation
Cellular component (GO): nucleus
Molecular function (GO): deSUMOylase activity
Source: RefSeq, a predicted model, not a curated record
UGUUUCCAUUCAUAUCUGAUACCGGAAACAAUGAUGUCGUUGCUAGUGUGAGAUUCAAAAGGGAUGAUGAGAAGAAAGAUGAACGAGUUGACAAAAUUAUUUCCUUGAUCAAUGCAAAAUUUGAUUGGAGCAAAUUCGUUUGGCAAGUUGAGGAAGAUAUGCGGACUCAAGAUCAGCUACAUGAGAAGGUUGAUGUUGCUGUGGAAGCUAGUCAAGAUCAGAUAGAUGGGAAAGAUGAGGUUGCCGUGGAAGGUGAACUAGAAGUAUCUGAAAAAGAAGAACAGGUUGAACCUGUAGCUAAAAGAAGGGUCACGAGGAACGCAAAGGAUCCCGGUUGUGAGUCUAGGAAGAGACAACUACUUUGCCAACGCGCGGCAGAACAGAACACUGGUCUCGAUGAUCAAACGAAGAUUUUUAUUACGGGAUUGUUCAACACCUCCUUCAACUCAAUGAAGGAAGAGGUUAAGAAGCAUGUGGAUCAUCGCUAUGACAAGCUUGACAGUGAGAUUGCAUAGCUCAAGCAAACAGUGGCAGCAGCUAUAGUUUCAAGAAACGAUGUCCCUGCAUCCGAGAGGCCCCAACCUUUGGCAAUGCCUAGCCCUCGUUCUAAAAGAAAGGUAAACAAGAAAUGAAGUUCCGUUUGUAAUGUUGCGUAACAUGUUGUAAUAUUUUAGCUAAGUGAAUACCUUUCUCAAACACAAGUCUGUAAUAUUUUGUGCCGCUUUGAUUGUAUGAUAUUCACGGUCGUGUAUUAAUUUUGUUUUGGGUUGUUUUAUUAACAGGAUGAAAAAUUAGACGAUGUAGAAAUGUCUGAGAUUCAUGGGAAUUUGCAUAAUGUAUCUGUCUCCCAAUCGUCUAACAUUGAUCUAGAGAUGGAUACACAAGAUUAUUUAUGGAAGACAAUGGGAAAUCUUAUACAAGAUUCAUAUGUGAAAGGAUUCGAUCCAUCCCAAAAAGCAAAGGAUGAUGACCCAAUGGAAUGGUUAACCCUACUGACUUCAUUGAAUCCCAAGGAAACCCCACUGACUUCAUUCAAGCCCAAGGAAACCUCACUGCCAUUUUUACGGGACAGAGAUUUGCCUGACGAUCGUGUAAAAGAUAAGGAUUACUCCUUGGUUUUCGUCCCCGAAGAAUCUUGGGUCAAACUCGUUGAGUGGUCCUUAACUUCCAUGGAACUUCAGAUUGGACCUUCAAUGUUUACAAAAGAGAUGUCAGCACGUAUAGUUGGACCUACAGAGUGGUUAGAGAACUAUAAAAUUGAUGUCAUGUUAUUCUUAUCCCGGGAGAGGACAACAUUGGGAAGAUGGAAGGCAAACAAGGUCGCUUUCAUGAGCUGCGUUUUCAGUAACCAAAUGAAGUGUUCAUACGCCACUUUUGAAAAGGACAAGACUAAGUUUAAAGUAGAAGGGUUGCUACACGACUACGGGACAGGUCAACUUCCUCCUCAUGGAAGAACGGGACUUGUGUGGGAUGUGGACGUCAGCCGUAUGUAUGUUCCUGUUUUUGUCCACGGUAACCACUGGAUCUCUAUGUGCGUUAAUUUCGUUACUCGAAUGAUUGAAGUCUUUGAUUGUGCCGGAUUGAAACACCAUAAAGAUGUGGAGCUUUUUGCGAAUCUUAUCCCUCGGAUUGUAAAAGCUGUCCAGUCAGCUGAGAAAAAGAAGCAUCUCAACGUCGUUAAAUAUAAAGUCGUGUACGUGCCAGUGCCAUUCAUAAACAAGAGUAGUAGUGACUGUGGAGUUUAUGCACUGAAAUUCAUCGAGUGUCACGCUCUAGGCUUGGAUUUCACACUGGUGAACGACGACAACAUUCAUGAAGCCAGACAUAAUAUUGCAUAUGAUCUUUGGGAAGCUGCAAACAAUCCCGAGCUGAUGUUGCGAAUGUCAAAGUACACACCUCCGAAGACAAUAACUUCUGAUGUUGUGGAGCUUGUUUAG